This is a messenger RNA of Chara braunii, 1472 nucleotides long. NCBI's taxonomy places the organism in Eukaryota, Viridiplantae, Streptophyta, Charophyceae, Charales, Characeae. The record is from the annotation of a GenBank genome assembly.
GGCCCCUGCCCAGCAUCAUGGCCCAUGGAAGAAGCGGAUAGAGUUGGAUGCAGUCCACCAGCUCAGUGCAUGCAGCGGAGGAUCAUGAUGAUAAAACGGACAGUCAGGGUGGUUCCACGGAUGGCAAGGGCUACGCAACGAACCAUUGCAAUCUCGCAAGGUUACACGAUCUAAACGGACGGUCAGAGUUGUGCCACGGGGGGAAUGAUAAGCAGGCAGGCUACCACAAGGUAGGAUGUAGUGUGCAGGGGGCAAAAGCGGGGUGUGGGUUGUUAAAGCCAGGCACGCAAGGAGGAGGAAAGAGGAGGGGGAGAGAGGAGAAAAGGGAGGAGGAAGAGGGAGGGCGGAAGAGGAGGAAGAAGAGGAAGAGGGAGGUGAAAAGGGAGGAGGAAGAGGGAGGGCGGAAGAGGAGGAAGAAGAGGGAGGCGGAAGAGGAGGAGGAAGAGGGAGGCAGAAGAGGAGGAAGAGGAGGAAGAGGAGGAAGAGGAGGAAGAGGAGGAAGAGGAGGAAGAGGGAAGAAGAGGAAGAGGGAGGAAAAGGGAAGAAGAAAAGAUAGGGAAGAUAAGAAAGGGGAAGAAACGGGCGAAGAGGAAGAAUAGGAAGAAAAGGAAGAAGAGGAGGAGGAGCGACAGGAGGAAGAGGGAGGCAAAAAAAGGGAGGGGAGAAAUGCAAGCGCAGUGCACGGUAUUUCGGCGCCGCGCCUUGACAUUGCCAUGAUAUCUUGGCGAUGUGAAGAGAUGCAAAGGUGUCAGCGAGCAAUCACGUCUGCCCAGUGCCGGAAGGUGAAGGAAGACAACGAGUGCACCAGGCACUUCCGCCGAGCAACUUCCGAACUGCUGUGAAACGGUGAAGAAAGCCAUUUGUCUCUCUCUCUCUCUCUCUCUGACGGUCUCUCACUCGUUGCAGGUUCGGUUCCGAAAGGAAACCGAUGUCCCUCGACACGUGUAACGCCUUAGACCACGGAGGAGAGUGUCAUAGGAACUGAAACCAGCUGCCGCGCAGCCCAGCGCAUGAACGGGUGCCACGUACGGAUGCGUUGGCGCGCUGCACAGUCUGUUUAUCUUCUUCCGUGACAAGGAUCACAACCCUCCUCCUCCUUCUUUUUAAAGAUCACAACCAGGAACGGUAAUCAUUCUCAUCUUGACAAGUGCACGGCAGGACAGAGAAAGUGAUCCGNCCCUCCUCCUCCUUCUUUUUAAAGAUCACAACCAGGAACGGUAAUCAUUCUCAUCUUGACAAGUGCACGGCAGGACAGAGAAAGUGAUCCGUGCACAGUGAUUGACUGAUUCAUUGACUGGUAAGAAGGUCGAACAAGAACGGGCAAGCUCCAUAACUUUAGACAGCGAUUCACCGCAGGAGACAGAGAGGGUGCUAGAGAUUAUUGGUAUUUCAUUAUCACAAAUAAAAGUUUUAAACUUUUGACGAAAUGGCUACAAGUCAAGAGUCGACAUCAAUAAACAACAAUACGACGA